This is a messenger RNA of Selaginella moellendorffii, 854 nucleotides long. Its product is annotated as putative germin-like protein 2-1. The coding region runs from base 128 to 793 and encodes 221 amino acids. The transcript has 4 exons. Gene Ontology annotation, molecular function: manganese ion binding. Lineage: Eukaryota; Viridiplantae; Streptophyta; Lycopodiopsida; Selaginellales; Selaginellaceae. Gene Ontology annotation, cellular component: cell wall. The record is from RefSeq and is a predicted model, not a curated record.
CACUUUCCUCUGGCAGAUUUAUCGUCUCUCUUCCAUCACAACUCGUUCGCUCGUUUCUUUCUCCUUUUCGCUCUUCUCAGUUUCCAGAGAUCAUCUUUCCUUUGGUCUAGAUCUUGAUCUUCUUGCUAUGGAGUACAAGAAGUUCAUACUGGUGGUGCUGAUCUUGGGCGCUGUCGCAGGGAAUGUGUUUGUGAGUGCCGCCGACCCCGACCCGCUGCAAGAUUUCGACAGCCCGGGAGCUCUCAGCGACUUCGUGCUGCGAGAUGUGUUCAAGAAUGGCGACGUGAGCAAUGGACCUGGUGGCCUUCGCGCCGCGAUCAACAUCACACUCUUCCCAGGAAUCGAGUCCCAGGGGAUAACUUAUGUACACUUUAACAUGGUUCCCUGUGGAGUCAAUCUGCCACACACGCACCCUCGAGCGUCAGAGCUCCUCACAUUGGUCUCUGGCGGGCCUCUUCAAGUUGGAUUCGUGGAUACAGCCGGAGUACCACGCAUCAACCUUUUGCACCCGGGCGAUCUCACGGUUUUCCCGCGAGGAACGAUGCACUUUGAGAUCAACGUUGGGACCAAGCGUGCGUUUUACAUCUCGGCCCUCAAUAGCCAAAACCCAGGAACUCUGACAAGUGGUGGUGCUCUCUUGAUGAUCCCGGACAGGUCCUCUGCAACCGCGCUCAACGUAGGGCUGGACAUGAUCCGGAAGCUCAAGGAGAAUAUGCUGCCAUACACCCCGCAGCUCGAGUUGGCCCCGCCAGCUGUGUGCGUUCCCGGGCGAGACAUCACCACCAAGAUUUAAAGAAGUUUUUUGUCCUUGCUUUUUACAUUGUCAUUAAAAUAAGCUCCAUCUUUUUCUUGAA